ACUCCAUUCAAUGACACUGCACACUUGAGUUCGUUGAUCAUUAAGCUAUUUCAAGAUACAAAAGUACGCGAUAGAGCUCGUCGAAAUGCUUAUGAUUUCGGUCGUAAUAUGAUCUGGCCCAUUAUAGGUGCUAAAAUUGAAGAAAUUAGCCGCGAUCUAAUUUCGUCUGCAUAA
Molecule: messenger RNA, 174 nt
Organism: Rotaria socialis
Lineage: Eukaryota; Metazoa; Rotifera; Eurotatoria; Philodinida; Philodinidae
Source: the annotation of a GenBank genome assembly